Australozyma saopauloensis is the source of this 1761-nucleotide messenger RNA. It is a transcript of the gene SEP7, whose product is annotated as septin. NCBI's taxonomy places the organism in Eukaryota, Fungi, Ascomycota, Pichiomycetes, Serinales, Metschnikowiaceae. Gene Ontology annotation, biological process: cytoskeleton-dependent cytokinesis; division septum assembly; cellular bud neck septin ring organization. The record is from RefSeq and is a predicted model, not a curated record. Gene Ontology annotation, cellular component: cytosol; septin complex; microtubule cytoskeleton. Gene Ontology annotation, molecular function: GTP binding; GTPase activity; molecular adaptor activity. The transcript has a single exon. Bases 1 to 1761 code for a protein of 586 amino acids.
AUGAACUACAGCUUUUCGCUGCAAGGCGCUAAUGCCGGAGGUUCUCCGAUGAUCAACUACAGAAAAGACGCUAAGAAGGCCAUCAAGUUCACCAUCAUGGUGUCCGGUGAGCUGGGAACAGGCAAGUCCACCUUUGUCAACUGUUUGUUGGACCGUAAUAUCAUGCCUCACGCGUACGAAGGAACACCCGUCGCCCAGAAGACAUUGACGUUCACACUGGCUGCCACCGUGGCGUUGCCCAACACAUCUGUAUUGCCGCUGUCUCAGUUCGAUGCUUCCACUGCCAACGAGGAGCCGGGUAUUGCAUUGACUGAGACCUCGGUCGAGGUACUGGACGAGGAUAGUGUUCGCUUACACUUAAACAUAAUAGACACGCCUGGUUUUGGAGAUAACUUGAACAACGAGUUGUGUUUCGUGGAGAUCGAGAACUACUUGAAGCAGCAAUUCGACUUGGUUUUGGCCGAGGAGACACGUAUCCGUAGAAACCCCCGUUUUGUGGACACCAGAGUGCACGUCUUGUUGUACUUCAUCACCCCCACGGGCCACGGGUUGCGUGAGCUCGAUGUGCUGUGUAUGAAGAGGUUGGCCAAAUACGUAAACAUCAUUCCUGUCAUUGGAAGAGCCGACACUUUCACCGAGGCAGAAUUGAAGCACUUCAAGAACCAAAUUAAAAUCGAUAUCGAGCGGUUCAACGUCCCAGUGUUCCAGUUCGACAACUUCAUGGACGAAUAUGACGCUGACGAGGAUUAUGAUUUGAUCCAAGAGUGCAAGUUCUUGACCAAAUUGCAACCAUUUGCAGUUGUCGCAUCAGAGCAAAACUUCGAGAUCAGAGACAUCAACACCGGUGAGUCCAAGACAAUCAAGGCGAGACAAUAUCCAUGGGGCUUGGUUGACAUCAACAAUCCAAAAUACAGUGACUUUCCUAUCUUGAAGUCCGUCCUCUUAGGAUCCCAUUUGCAAGACUUGAAGGAUUUGACCCACGACUUCUUGUAUGAAACCUAUAGAACAGAGAGAUUGAGUAAAGUUACUGGUAAGAGUGAUGAUGCUCUUGAAGAUGACUCCCAAUAUGAAGGCUCCGAUAACCAACAAAUUCUGGCUGCUGUUCCCUCUUUGUCGAAUUUGGCCCAAUUGACCAAGAACGGGGAGGUCUCCAUGCUCAUGAAUGAAACCCAGGAUGAGACACAAGUUGACGAAUCAUUCGUUGUUAAGUCUUCGCCAAAACCAAAAUCCAUGCUAUUUUCCGAGGAAGAAUCACAGAAGUUGUCUCCUCAGAUUAAUGAUAGUGCUUCUUUCGUGUCGUCUUCAUCUGCACAGUCUGGAACUUCCGCUAGAACUGGUCUUGACUCCACCAAUCAAUCAUUCAAGAGAAUGUCCAUUGCACCUCAAAGACACCAGUUACGACAAAUUUCCGAGACGGUGCCAUAUGUCAUUAGACACGAACGUAUCUUGGAGAGACAGCAGAAGCUCGAAGAGAUUGAAAUGGCCAGUGCUCGUGAAUUAGCCAAUAGAGCUGCAUUGUUGGAGCAAAAAGCAGCCGAAUUGAAGGCUAAGGAGAAAAUACUCUUGCAAAGACUCGAGGCAGCUAAGAAAGCCGAAAGCCAAAGGAACAGUGUUGAAACAAAAAGACCAGAGGAUGAUCAAAGUGUUCUAGAAUUGAAGGACAAUGAAAAGGAGGACUCUCAAAACUAUACCGAAAUUCAUGACGAUGAGGAUGGAGAUGAUGUCACAGAAGUUGAAGAGGAGAUACACGAGCAACACUAG